AUGGCUCAUUUGGGACAUUCAAUAGCAAUGCAUAAUAAUAGAUUAUAUUUCUUUGGUGGAAUAAAAAUUGAUCCAAUCGAGAAUACAGCAAAUUCAACAAACGAUUUAUUUUACUUGGACCUUUCGGUUAAAUUUAAUUUAGAUUCAAAAGAAGGACUUCCAUGGGUAGAUUUAACAAAUAAAUCGGGAAUACCGGUCAAAUCGAGUUGGUCAACGGUUUCACUUGGAGGAGAAAAUUCUUCGACCUUCUAUUUAAUUGGAGGAACCAUGAAAGAUUUUUAUACAAGUGAAGACGUAAAUGAUACCGUAAUAUAUGCCUAUGACCUGGAAACUGGACUAUGGUCAAUACCUGAUUUAAUUGUGAUUGAUAAAGAUAGUAAUGAAAUUGAUUUGACAAAAGAAUCUACUUUACAACAACGAGAUUAUAUUCAAAGAGUUGUUGGAGCACAAUCUGUACAUGACGAAUUAGGAACGAUUUAUGUAUUUGGUGGGACGCAAGGUCCUAAUGCCAAUGUGAAUUUCGGUGAUUUAAUUAUAUUUGACAGCAAACAAAUGAUUUGGGACAUUUACAAUGGCGGAGAAUUUCUUCACACUAGAGUAGGUUUUACCGCAACACUUCUUUCUAAUGGAAUUAUUAUUUAUAUUGGAGGAUUACUCGAUGAUCUUGGUAACUCUGGUAACUUAACUCUGGUCGAAAUGAAUCAUAUAUGGACAUUUGAUACAUCAACGCACAAAUGGGUUCUUGAGAUGGCCGAAGGAGAAAGUACUUCCGGACGAUACCACCACACUUCCGUGUUAACAUUUGACGGGUUAAUUAUUGUAUAUGGUGGAAUUAAUACCGCAAAACAUGCUGCGUCGCCGGAUAUCGUUGUAUUAGAUACUAUCGUGUAUCCACUUCAAUGGAUAGUUCCAGACGUAGAUGAAACAAAUAAACCAGCUUCGAGAGCAUUACACUCUGCAGUUUCAGUUGGAACAUAUAUGCUAAUAGCAUUCGGAAACCUGACGUCAAAAACAUCACCUCCAUCAACUCCGGUCUCAGACAUACAUAUUUUAGAUAUAACGAACUACAAGUGGAUAACAGAAUAUUAUCCUCGAUCUCCGUCGAUUUUUUCAACUCCGAAUGUUGGAUUCAGUUUUGGAAUUCAAUUGUGCUCACAAAAAAAUCCAAGGAAAUACGUACCUUCUCAUCAUACUCGAGGGCCUGACAUUUAA
Messenger RNA from Funneliformis caledonium, 1212 nucleotides. Lineage: Eukaryota; Fungi; Glomeromycota; Glomeromycetes; Glomerales; Glomeraceae. The record is from the annotation of a GenBank genome assembly.